Molecule: messenger RNA, 2695 nt
Organism: Pan troglodytes (chimpanzee)
Lineage: Eukaryota; Metazoa; Chordata; Mammalia; Primates; Hominidae
Product: THAP domain-containing protein 5-like
Exons: 2
Coding region: 83-1009 (308 amino acids)
Cellular component (GO): nucleus
Source: RefSeq, a predicted model, not a curated record
ACCGGAAGCUGAGUUUUUAUCCAUUUCCUCUACAUGACAAAGAAAGACUGGAAAAGUGGUUAAACAAUAUGAAGCGAGAUUCAUGGGUUCCCAGGAAAAGACCCUUCUAAAAAAAAAAUCCCAGAAGAAAAACUUGGAAGAUGAGAAAGAAGUAUGCCCAAAAGCCAAGUCAGAAGAAUCAGUUGUAUCAAAUGAGACAAAGAAAAAUAUAGUUAACACAAAUGUGCUCCCUCAACAUCCAGAAUUACUUCAUUCAUCUUCCUUGGUAAAGCCACCAGCUCCCAAAACAGGAAGUAUACAAAAUAACAUGUUAACUCUUAAUCUAGUUAAACAACAUACUGGGAAACCAGAUUCUACCUUGGAAACAUCAGUUAACCAAGAUACAGGUGUAGGUGGUUUUCACACAUGUUUUUAUAAUCUAAAUUCUACAACUAUUACUUUGACAAUUUCAAAUUCAGAAAGUAUUCAUCAAUCUUUGGAAACCCAAGAAGUUCUUGAAGUAACUUCUAGUUAUCUUGCUAAUCCAAACUUUACAAGUAAUUCCAUGGAAAUAAAGUCAGCACAGGAAAAUCCAUUCUUAUUCAGCACAAUUAAUCAAACAGUUGAAGAAUUAAACACAAAUAAAGAAUCUGUUAUUGCCAUUUUUGUACCUGCCAAAAAUUCUAAACCUUCAGUUAAUUCUUUUAUAUCUGCACAAAAAGAAACCACGGAAGUGGAAGACAUAGACAUCGAAGACUCCUUGUAUAAGGAUGUAGACUAUGGGACAGAAGUUUUACAAAUCGAACAUUCUUACUGCAGACAAGAUAUAAAUAAGGAGCAUCUUUGGCAGAAAGUCUCUAAGCUACAUUCAAAGAUAACUCUUCUAGAGUUCAAAGAGCAACAAACUCUAGGUAGAUUGAAGUCUUUGGAAGCUCUUAUAAGGCAGCUAAAGCAGGAAAACUGGCUAUCUGAAGAAAAUGUCAAGAUUAUAGAAAACCGUUUUACAACAUAUGAAGUCACUAUGAUAUAGAAUAACUAGGUUUUAAAACUAUGGCUGUUAAAUAAGCUUUUUCCAGCCAAACCAAACUACAUGUAAAGUGAACUUUUUCCUGUAUAAAGUUCUCAUCUUAAUGAACCUAUGAGAGUGUUGUGAAGUUAUGAACUGUAUCCUAUUCUUGUAAUGCUCAUUUAAGAAAGACCAGAGAGUUGGGCUGGAGAGAAAAGCAGUUUUAUUACUUGAUAAUUUUCCAAAUUAAAAUUUAGCACAUAAAAGGAUUCAGUUAUAACAUGAGAAAACAAAGAAGUGUUCAAAGAGCACAGACUAGAAGUCAGGUUCAGGAUUCAGUCCUGGUUCUACCACUGGCAUGUGACUUGGGUAAGUUACUUAUGAUUGUGCCUCAGUCCCUAAUUUGUAAAAUAAGCACUUACUAGAUUUCUAAUUGUCUGCUUCUUUAUAGUUCCUUCCCUUUUUAUUAAGAUAUUUCUAUUAGAACACAUUUUCUGUAAGAUAAUAUAUACUUAAUACUAGAAGUUGGCUAGAAUUUGAUGAUAUUAAACUAUGUAUUAUUUUCAAUAUUUAUUGAAUUCUGUGGUGUUUGACCUUUUGGCUGUAGUUACAUAUUACGGUUAUAUUAUCUGUAAUAGAAAGGAAGAUAAACCUUUUUUUUUUUUUUGAGAUAGAGUCUUGUUCUGUAACCCAGGCUGGAGUGCAGUGGCCUGAUCUCGGCUCACUGCAGCCUCUGCCUCCCGGGUUCAAGUGAUUCUCCUGCCUCAGCCUCCCGAGUAGCAGGGAUUACAGGCGCACACCACCACAUCCAGCUUAUUUUUGUAUUUUCAGUAGAAACGGGGUUUCACCAUGUUGGCCAGGCUGGUCUCGAACUCCUGACCCCAGGUGAUCCACCUGCCUCGGCCUUCCAAAGUGCCGGGAUUACAGACGUGAGCCACUGUGCCUGGCCAAGAUAGAACUUCUAUAAUUUUAUUCCAGUUGAACUAAACUAAGGAACCACCCAUUAGCCCAGUUCUUAGAAGAGGUACUUCAGACUUGAAAUAAUAUGUAUUUCGGUAACUUAUAUGUGGCUAGCCAUCAAGUACAUAGUCAUCUGAGCUAAACGUUCUGUAUUUACACAGUUAUAUUUAUAAACCAAAAAUUUUAAUAGGUUAAUUUUAAAUAUAUUUUAGAAAUCACAGUUUGUAUCUGUUUCUUAGUAGGUGUGGCCUUUAAAAUAUGUGCUUAUUCAUUGUUAAAUUCCAGAAUAAUAGAGUAAUACUUAAUACUGUACAUUCCCACUUAUGUAUAUUUUAUUAAAAUUUAUAAGCAAGAAAUGACACAUAAGUGGUCAUGAUCUUAGGGAGACAAAGAAUUUCUCUUAGGAAAGAGAAGUGAUGGUAAUGUAAAUAAAAAUGCUGUUUAUAUUCACAUGAUUUUAAGAAAACUGUAAAAGCAGAGACUUUAGUAAUGACACAAAUGUGACAAAUAGAUGUUUUCUUAAAAUUGGCAGUCAAUAUAAUUAUGUUUCUGCCUAUGAUGUUGAGGAAGUUCUGUAAGUUCUAUCAGUCUGAUUCUUAGUUUUCUCAUCUGUUAAGUAGAACAUACUAUUACUUACCUUAAAGGGUGGCUUUGAGAAUUUUGUAAGGAACAAACAUGUUUUUGGUUCUGGAAUAUAGGAGGUGCUCAAUAAAAGUUGACUCCGAAUGGCAAAAAGAAAAAAAAAAAAAA